Molecule: messenger RNA, 2058 nt
Organism: Ochotona princeps (American pika)
Lineage: Eukaryota; Metazoa; Chordata; Mammalia; Lagomorpha; Ochotonidae
Gene: GBP4
Product: guanylate binding protein 4
Exons: 10
Coding region: 21-1880 (619 amino acids)
Biological process (GO): defense response to protozoan; defense response to Gram-positive bacterium
Molecular function (GO): GTP binding; GTPase activity
Source: RefSeq, a predicted model, not a curated record
CAAGGACAAUUGAAUUCACCAUGGAAGCCCCCAUCUGUCUAGUGGAAAAUUGCGAGGAGCAGCUGACAUUGAAUCCAAAAGCAUUAGAAAUUCUUCACAAGAUAUCUCAGCCUGUGGUGGCAGUGGCAAUUGUGGGACUGUAUCGCACAGGAAAAUCUUACCUCCUGAAUCGCCUGGCAGGAAGGAACCAUGGCUUCCCUCUGGGAUCCACGGUGCAAUCUCAAACCAAGGGCAUUUGGAUGUGGUGCGUGCCCCACCCCUCCAAGCCAAAUCACACUUUGGUCCUUCUGGAUACUGAAGGCCUGGGUGAUGUGGAAAAGGGAGACCCUAAGAAUGACUCGUGGAUCUUUGCCCUGGCUGUGCUCCUGAGCAGCACCUUGGUCUACAACAGCCUGGGCACCAUCAACCACCAGGCCCUGGAGCAGCUGCAUUAUGUGACUGAACUCACUCAGUUAAUCAGGGCACGAUCUUCCUCCGUAUCUGAUGAAGUAGAAGACUCCACAGAUUUUGUGAGUUUCUUUCCAGAUUUUGUUUGGACUGUGCGGGAUUUCACCUUGGAGCUGAAGUUAAAUGGAAGCCCCAUCACAGAAGAUGAGUACCUGGAGAAUGCCUUGAAGCUGAUUCCAGGAAAGAACCCUAGAAUUGAAAAUUCCAACUUGCCUAGAACAUGUAUCAGAUAUUUCUUUCCAAAACGUAAGUGCUUUGUCUUUGACCGGCCCACAAGUGAUAAAAAUCUACUAGCCCAUAUUGAAGAAGUGCCAGAAGACCAAUUAGAAUCCAAUUUUAAAAAGCAGUCAAAACAGUUCUGCAACUAUAUCUUCACAUGUGGGAAGACCAAGACCCUGAGACAUGGAAUCAUUGUCACUGGAAAUAGGCUGGGCUGUCUGGUAGAGAUGUACGUGAAUGCCAUCAACAGUGGAGCAGUGCCUUGCCUGGAGAACGCAGUGACAACUCUGGCUGAACGUGAAAACGCUGCAGCUGUGGAGAAGGCAGCCGCCCACUACAUGGCCCAGAUGGCUGAGCGAGUGAUGCUCCCCGCAGACACACUCCAGGAGCUGCUGGACGUGCACACAGUCUGUGAGAAGGAAGCCAUUGAAGUAUUCAUGGAGCACUCCUUCAAGGAUGAGAACCAGAACUUUCAGAAGAAUCUUGCGGAAGCCAUAGAAAAGAUGAAGGAAGAUUUCUUGCUGCAGAAUGAAGAUGCUUCUGUCAAAUAUAGCCAGGCUGAGCUUACACGGCUUUCAAAGUCUUUGAUGGAAAAUAUUUCAGGAGGAACAUUCUCUGUUCCUGGAGGGCACAAACUCUACUUAGAAGCAAGGAAAAAGGUUGAAAAGGAGUAUGCGCUGGUGCCCAGAAAAGGAGUGAAGGCAAAAGAGGUGCUUCAGAGUUUUCUGCAGUCACAGGCAGCAACAGAGAAAUCCAUCCUGCAGGCAGACCAAGCACUCACUGAUGGACAGAAGGCCUUAGCAGCCGAGGAGGCCAAGAGGGAAGCAGCUGAGAAGGAACGGGAACUGCUAAGACAGAAGGAGAAGGAGCAACAGCAAAAGAUGGAGGCUCAAGAGAAAAGUUUCCGAGAAAACAUUGCUCAGCUACAGGAGAAAAUGGAGCGGGAAAAGCAAGAGAUCUUGAGUGAGCAGGAAAACAUGUUGAAGCACAAGUUAGAGGAACAAGAAAAAAUGCUUAAAGAAGGAUUCAAGAAGAAUGCUAAUGUCUUAAAGGAACAGAUACAUCAACUGAAUCAAGAGAUUGAAAAAACGAAGAAUCGAAGUUCAGGGUGGUCAGGGUUCUUAAAUACAUUGGGCAACAUAUUCUCCCUGAUACCCACUUUACCUACUGUGCUACUUGGUAUGGGGUUGAGAAAUCUUGGUUCGAAAAAUUAGUACCUGGGAAUGAAAAUAAGCUUUUUUUGUUUCAUUAGCAUAAAAAUGUUACUCACUUUAUUUUAAAUCUUGAAAAAUUUCAAUUAGCAUUUAGCAGGUUUAGUGUCGUUUGUAGUUGCAAUUGUAAACAGAAUGUUAUUGUUUUCUGCACAUUUUUUGAAAUCCUGACAUAUACAUG